CGGGUCCAGGAGGCGGUCGCUACGACACGAGCGAACUUUCCGCGCGACACCGCUUCCCCCGAACUCCACCGGCUCAGAACCCGAAGCCCGCCGGGCCCGGAGCUCCGUUCCCCGGUGCGCCUCUCCUGCCUCCCCCGCCAUGACGACGUGUCACCCGCAGGACUAGCGGCGGCUCCGCUGCGCGCUCCCGCUGCGCGCCGCGGCGAUGAGCGGCAGCAGCGCGGGCUCCGGCGCGGCGCCGUGCCGCUUCGCGCACUACUUCGCUGUCUGCGGGAUCGACACGGAAACCGGACUGGAACCGGACGAGCUGGCAGCUUUGUACCAAUGGCUGGAAGCCGACCGCCAAGGCCACGCCCCCGACGCCGCCGCCACAGGUGUGGACCUGGAGCAGAGCCCCCUGAAGAGGACCUUCAAGUCCAAAGUUCUGGCUCGCUACCCCGAGAACGUGGAGUGGAACCCCUUCGACCAGGACGCCGUCAACAUGCUGUGCAUGCCUAAAGGCCUGUCGUUCCGGACCCAGGCGGACCAGCGCCAGCCGCGGUUCCACUCCUUCGUCAUCACCAAGGAGGACGGCUCCCGGACCUACGGCUUCGUCCUCACCUUCUUCGAGGAGGUGACCAGCCCGGGGAUCUGCUCCGCCAUGCAGGCGCUCCACGUGAUGCACCAGGCGCAGGGCGGCGCCGCCAACACGCCGUGCUCCUCCUCCAGCAUGGACUCUCUGGCCAGCGGCGUGGACGAGGCCGACGCCCCCAGCGGCUACGACUCGUCUCGGGACACGCUCUACGUGUCCAAGGCGCUGUGCCUCCUCGCGCCCGUGCCCUUCGUGCACGCCUGCCGCCGCUUCCUGUCUCAGCUGCACCGCGCCGUGAUGGCGGCCGCCGCCCCGCCGCUGCCGCUGGAGAGCUACGUCCACAACGUCCUGUACGAGGUGCCGCAGCCGGCGCCGGGCCGCUCGCUCAAGUUCCACGGCGUGUACGAGCCCAUCGUGUGCCAGAGGCCCGGCCCGGGGGAGCUGCCGCUGGCCGACUUCCCCCUGGCCGAGGCCUUCGGGCUGCUGGGGGUGGAGCACCUGGUGCAGGUGUUCACCUGCACCCUGCUGGAGAUGCAGAUCCUCCUGUCCUCGCACGACUACCAGUGUCUGAUGGCGGUGGCGGAGGGCCUGACGGCGCUGCUCUUCCCGUUCCAGUGGCAGCACGUCUACGUUCCCAUCCUGCCGGCCUCCCUGCGCUACUUCCUGGACGCCCCGGUGCCGUACCUCAUGGGCCUGCAGUCCGGAGCCGGGCCGGACCGCUCCAAGCUGGAGCUCCCUCAGGAGGCCAACCUGUGCUUCGUGGACCUGGACCACCGCCACAUCGAGCUCCCAGAGGACUUCCCCCAGUUCCCCAACAAGGCCGAGUUCAUCCAGGAGCUCAGCGAGGUGCUGCUCAGCUUCGGGAUCUCCGGCACCACGGGGGCGCCGCCGCGGCCCCGCCCCGCCCCCGACAGCGCCCCCUCCACCCCCGGCAGGGAGCGCAAGACCGCCUCGGCCGCCCUGAGGCGGCUGGAGGACGACGGGCGCAACGGCAACCUGGCGGGGGAGGAGCUCGCCACGCUGGAGCGGCUGCAGGCGCUCACCAAGCGCACCGGGGUGACGGUGGCCCGCGUGGACGCCCUGAGGGCCGGGGCCCCCGAGGGCCAAGGGGCCCAGACGGCGGCCGACGAGGAGGAGCUGAGGAACGCCAAGCUCAACGUCCAGCUGCGGGAGGUGUUCGCCGGCCGCUUCACCACCAUGUUCGCCGACUACGAGGCCUUCGUCAUCCAGAGCGCCCCGGACCUCGAGUCCUGGCUCACCAACAGGGAGCAGAUGCACAACUUUGACAAGGCCUCCUUCCUGUCCGACCAGCCGGAGCCCUACCUCCCCUUCCUGUCCCACUUCAUCGAGACGCAGAUGUUCGCCACCUUCAUCGACAACAAGAUCAUGUCCCAGUGGGAGGACAAGGAGCCGCUGCUGCGCGUCUUCGACGGGCGCGUGGACAAGGCCCGCCUCUUCAACGUGCGGGCGCCCAGCCUCCGGUCCUCCAGCUACCAGCGCUGCUCCAUCCUCAAGGAGGCCGCCCAGGCCGUGGAGCAGCGGUUCCUGAAGCCCGACCACACGGCCCUCCACCCCCACCUGCUGGACAUGAGGAUCGGUCAGGGCCGCCACCAGCAGGGCUUCUUCCCCACGCUGCAGAGCCACGCCCUCAACGCCGGGGCCGCCGGGUGGUCUCACAGGACGGCGACGGCUCAGCGAAGGAAAGAGCGCCAGCGGCAGCAGACGGAGCACCUGGGCCUGGACAACGACUUGAAAGAGAGGUCCCUGCAGGAGGCGCGCGGCCUGGGGAAGACCCUCCGGCAGCCCAAGCUGUCCGAUCUGUCUCCGGCCGUCAUCGCUCAGACCAACUGGAAGUUCGUGGAGGGGCUUCUGAAGGAGUGCCGCAUGAAGCGGAUGCUGGUGGAGAAGAUGGGCCGUGCGGCGGUGGAGCUCGGCCACGGCGAGGCCUCCAUCACGGGGCUGGAGGAGAACACGCUGAUCGCCAGUCUGUGUGACCUGCUGGAGAGGAUCUGGAGCCACGGGCUGCAGGUCAAACAGGGGAAGUCGGCCCUGUGGUCCCACCUGCUGCACUACCAGGCCCGAGAGGAGAAGCUGGAGCAGCAGGCCCCAGUGCCCCCCGAGAGGAGGCGGUCCGACGGCCCCGUGGCGAUGCCGCCGCUCCGCGUGGCGCUCCUCCAGGACCUGAGGCACAUCCAGAACAUGUCGGAGAUCAAGACGGACGUGGGGCGUUCGAGGGCCUGGGUCCGCCUGUCGCUGGAGAAGAAGCUGCUGUCCCAACACCUGAAGCAGCUGCUGUCCAGACACGCCUUGUCCAGGAAGCUGUACAAGCGCUACGCCUUCCUGCGCUCGGAGGAGGAGAAGGAGCAGUUCCUGUUCCACCUGCUGUCGCUCAACACCGCCGACUACUUCUGCUUCACCAGCGUCUUCACCACCAUCAUGAUCCCGUACAGAGUCGUCAUCAUCCCCAUCAGGAAGCUGAGCAACGCCAUGACCACCUCCAACCCCUGGGUGUGUGUGUCCGGGGAGCUGGGAGACUCGGGCGUCAUGCAGAUCCCCAAAAAUGUCCUGGAGAUGACCUUCGACUCUGCUUUCAGGCCUCACGUUCACGUCUCCGCCAUGUUCAAGUGUCAGAACCUCGGCAAGAUGACCACGGUGCAGCUGGGCCACGACAACGCCGGCCUGCUGGCCAAGUGGCUGGUGGACUGCGUCAUGGUGCGCAACGAGAUCACAGGACACACCUACAGGUUCCCAUGCGGCCGCUGGCUCGGUAAGGACGUGGACGACGGCAGCCUGGAGAGGGUCCUGUUCGGGGAGCUGGCGGCACCCGGCGGAGAGGAGGAUUCUGGCAGAGGCUGCCGGACCCCCCCCCUGCAGCGCUCCCCGUCCCAGGCCAGACGCGUCAGCGUGCCGCCGCCGUCUGGACGAGGUCACAAACCGACUUCGGCCCAAAUCCAGGAGGCCAUCGGGGAGGCCGUGAUCAACAUCGUCAAACACUUCCACAAGCCGGAGAAAGAGAGAGGCCGCCUCACCGGCCUGCUGUGUGGAGACGGCAGCCUGGUGGCCGCGCUGGAGCAGCUCUUCCACCACGGCUUCAAGUCGGCACGCCUCUUCCAGAAGGCCGUGUUCGUGUGGGACUUUAUGGAGAAGGCGGUGGCCGACAUGGAGUCGGCUGACCAGAUGGGAGACCUCCAGGAGACGGCGGAGCCUUUGGGGAUGACCUGUCAGUCACUCUGUCGCUACGUCAACGCCAUCAACUCCACCCCCAGGAACAUCGGCAAGGACGGCAAGUUCCAGCUGCUGGCGUGCCUCGGAGCCAGAGACCGGCUGCUGACCCAGUGGCUCCCCCUGCUGGUGGAAUGCCCGGUGAUCCCACGGAUGUACGAGGACGCGGCGCUGCUCCGAGACCGCGGCGCCAUCAACGCCCUCAUCGCCGUCCUGGAGACGCUCCACGACUUCCCCGUCACGUUGGACUCCUCGCUAGUCAAAGGCAUCGACCUUUAGCCCUCGGCAGGAACCAGCCGGCCCUUUCCCCUGAUGCUGCCCCCCCUUCCACUCUGGGGUGGGACUCGUGGCCGGGGAAGGAGGACGUGAGGGACACGAGACGUUUGGUUCCCAAAGCAAAAAGCCCCACUGCUUCAUGUGAGCGGUGGGACUGGAGGCAGUAUUAUUACCCCACCUUCUGAUUGGAUGACGGCCGUGAUGUGCGUCACACGACGUGGCUGCGUCCCGCCUUCCUGAACGCACCAUCGGUCCCCGAUCGAUUACCUUCAGGGAACACCUGCUGCAUUGAGUCCAUUACGCUUAAAACCUACUUGAAGUCGCGUGAAGCUCGUCUGUCCUUCUUCUUGUCGACACAUUCCACGAAAAAAAGUCCCAAACGAGCAUUUGAUUGGUCACUAAAUACUUUCUGACUUCAGCCUGCAAAUAUAUCGUUUUGUUUUUUUUAGCUCAAUAAUUUACUAAAACAGCUGGUCACUUCAAACUCCAGGCAGCAGCGGAGCGUUCCCCGAGCGGAGCGUUCCCCGAGCGGAGCGUUCCCUGUGUGUCUGUGUGUGUGUGUGUGACCCUCCAAAAAUGUAUGUGAUCAAAAGUAUGCUGUUAUUCAAUUUUGAGUGGUGUCCCCAUACGACACCUUCUAGUCCUGGUCCUCACGGGUGUGCGAUGACAAGUGUAUGUGUGUGUUAUUCCAGUCGUGAAUCAUCAGGACUGAUUGUGAAGAUCAAUGUUAACUUAACUCCUGCUGCUUGAAUGCAAAAGGAUCUUUCAGGUAUAGAAGAGCAGGAAGCUCACCCCCUCACCUGCCACUGACUCACCUGUAGGACCACUGACUCACCUCUAAGACCAGCCACUGACUCACCUGUAGGACCACUGACUCACCUGUAGGACCACCCACUGACUUGCUGCUUACUGUGAUGACGGGUCGGUGUUGACCCGCAGCGGCUCGGCUCAAACAGGAAGUGUUUCUGAUUGGCUCGGCUCAAACAGAAAGUGCUGCUGAGUGUCUGUAACACUGACUUCUGUGUUCUGAUAUUUAUUUUGAAUAUUUCAAUAAAAACCCAGUUAAGUCGU
Messenger RNA from Pseudoliparis swirei, 5140 nucleotides. RefSeq names its product DENN domain-containing protein 5B-like. The transcript has 23 exons. Bases 206 to 4072 code for a protein of 1288 amino acids. The record is from RefSeq and is a predicted model, not a curated record. Gene Ontology annotation, molecular function: guanyl-nucleotide exchange factor activity; small GTPase binding. Lineage: Eukaryota; Metazoa; Chordata; Actinopteri; Perciformes; Liparidae.